UGCAGAACGCAUACGGGACAUCGUGUAUAUAAUACACCGGCGGCGGGCAUCGGAAAUCAGUCAGCCCGUCAACACAACCAGCAAACCACUAGCGUUCAACGAUGAAGAUAUUCGUCAGUAUCGUUCUUUUGGCCUCCGUGGUCCUCGCCGAGCCGCCGAGAUAUCGCCAGCAACAGAGACAGUAUUACUUCGCCCAGCAGCAGCAGGAGCAGCAGCAGGAGCAGCAGGAGCAGGAAGAGGCCGGCUCUUACCCCGCGUCCGGCUGGAAACCAGCUGGUCCCGCCUUUAAUCUCCCUCAAAGACAACAACCUCAGCAACAAUAUGGAGCGCCGGAUACGCCCCAGCAACAAUACGGAGCACCAAUCGCGCCUCAACAACAAAACGGUGCACCGAGCGCGCGUCAACCAAAAUAUAGGGCAUUAAACGCACCUCAGCAAUUUGGAGCACCAAAUGCGCCUCGGCAGCUAUAUAGUGCGCCGCAACAGCAAUAUGAUGGUCCUCAGCGAGAAUACGGAGCACCGGAAGAGUCUACGACGACUGAGACUUCUAACACCACCGAGGAGGAAGAGAUAUCUACCGUUCAAGGCAUCAGUCAGUCUGAGUCCGAGCCUGUGAAUGCAGUAAACGAGCUUGAAGACGAAGACGAGAGUGAGAAGCUCCCUCAGCAAUCCGGAGAGUAUUACGUGGCCCUUCCCGACGGUCGCCUCCAACGCGUGCGGUACAUCAGCCGUCAGGAUGUCGAGGCCAUGAAGUACUUCGCCAAGAUUCGCGCCGAGAAUGUGGAGCCUCUUCGUGGACCGAUCUACGCGUACGCGCCUCUGCAAAAAUUGCAGGUCGUGCCAACUAGUUUGCAAUUGUCCGUCGCCCCAGUCGCGCCGAUUGCCUCUGUCGCAUCUGCGAACAAGCCGCAGAAAUUCGAGAUCGAGCCCGUAGCCGCGCAGGUGCAGUACCAAUACGAUAACCCUUCGAGCGUAGUGCCUUUGGCCAGCCCCUUGAGUAGCUCCUCUUACACCACCUACACAGCAAACUAUCAGACACCGGCAGCCAGCGACUCUAGAUUUCUUCUCACUUUCCAGUGAAUCCAAUCUUAACGCAAUACAUCUCUUGUAAAUUGCACUGUACAUGUUGCAUAGGUUAUUAAGCGCACUCACAAUUAAACUAAGUUGACGAAGUAAUAAAGCUGAUGACAA
This is a messenger RNA of Linepithema humile (Argentine ant), 1190 nucleotides long. RefSeq lists its product as uncharacterized. NCBI's taxonomy places the organism in Eukaryota, Metazoa, Arthropoda, Insecta, Hymenoptera, Formicidae. The record is from RefSeq and is a predicted model, not a curated record.